Wyeomyia smithii (pitcher-plant mosquito) is the source of this 2022-nucleotide messenger RNA. It is a transcript of the gene Nup54, whose product is annotated as probable nucleoporin Nup54. The record is from RefSeq and is a predicted model, not a curated record. Gene Ontology annotation, cellular component: nuclear pore; nuclear pore central transport channel. Gene Ontology annotation, molecular function: structural constituent of nuclear pore. The transcript is spliced from 4 exons. NCBI's taxonomy places the organism in Eukaryota, Metazoa, Arthropoda, Insecta, Diptera, Culicidae. Gene Ontology annotation, biological process: nuclear pore organization; NLS-bearing protein import into nucleus; protein localization to nuclear inner membrane. Bases 143 to 1942 code for a protein of 599 amino acids.
UCCUUGCGUUUGUUGUGCUUUCACUUCGCUACCGUCCGUCCGUGUUUAUAUUUUUGCAUUCCGAAACUAAUUGGGUUUAGUUCAGUGAAAUAAAUUCUCAUUAAAACUGUUAGGCUAAAUUAAUAAAAGCUUACGACGGUGCAUGAAAAUGUCUUUCUUUGGAAACACGACUUCUACUGGACUGGGACAAACAAGCACUCCGGCAAAACCCGGCUUUGGAAACUUUUCCUUCAAUGCACAGACCUCAACGCCGGCAUUUGGAGCGAAUGCCACCAGUUCGGCAGCGUUGCCAUUCGGUGGCCAAGCUAAUACCAGCACUAAUACCGCUUUUGGAGGCUUCGGAACAGCGGCGACGGCUGCCCCGGCAGUCGCCAGUACAUCAGCGUUUAGCUUUGGUACCAACACGGCCACAGCAACCCCGGCGUUUGGUUUUGGAACGACCGUAUCAACAGCUGCUCCAACCGCGUUCGGUGGUUUUGGAACAGCAACUACUUCAGCAUCUACUGGAUUUGGAGGAUUUGGUGCCACAACAACCACAAGCGCACCCGCUUUCGGUGGUUUCGGUGGAUUCGGGACGACAGCGACUAGCUCGGCCCCUUCGCUGUUUGGUCAGACAAACACAAACACCGGCGGCACUGGUUUUGGUGGCUUUGGAACUUCCUCUUUUGGCACUGGCAGCGCUUUCGGUCAACAACAAGCGGUCAACACUGCUGGCGGAUUGGGUUUCGGUCAGAGCUUUCAACAGCAGCAGCAACAACAACCGCCGGCUCUAACACCAGAAGAAGCAUUUGCACAGUCGAUUUUCAAUGUGUCCAUUUUCGGUGAUGAACGCGAUACCGUACUUGCCAAAUGGAAUUACCUGCAAGCCAUGCUCGGUACGGGGAAAGCAUUUUAUUCGCACCACAAUGCUCCGGUGGACAUAACACCGGGAAACUAUUUGUGUCGUUUCAAAACGAUGGGUUAUACAAAGUUGCCAGGGAAAGAUAAUAAGGUGGGUCUAGUGGGAUUAACGGUUAACAAAACGGCCGGUCAAAUAGAAGAUCAGCAGCCACAGUUGAUUGCAAGUUUGAAUCAAGUUCUCGGCAAUAAACCGAAUUUUGCAAUUAACAUUGACAGCGUGAAACCAGUUGGGGACGCUAAAUCGCAAGUAAUCCUCUACAUCGAAGAAAAAGCUAUGAAUUCCAAUGAAACCAAAAGAAUACUAGCUACUGAGGUGGCCAACUAUUUCAAUCAACCAACACCCAAACAACAGCUAACUUCACUAGGGGUUGAAAGCAUUGUCGCGUUAGUUCUCCCCGAAGAGGAUCAACUCAAGGAAUACCUAGACAACCCACCGAAGGGAAUAGACCCACGCAUGUGGCAACAGGCAAAGAUCGACAAUCCGGACCCGAAACGAUUCAUUCCGGCACCGAUGAUCGGUUUUCAAGAACUCAAGUGGCGCAUUAAGUGCCAGGAUACUGAAACGGACAUUCACGUAUCCUACCUUGCGAAGGAGGAAAAAGAAAUAGAGCAGCUGAAGCAAAGACACACUAACACAACCGCUAAAAUAAUGGAGCACCGGCGAAAAUUUGCCGAGCUCAGCCAUCGGAUACUGAAGAUUAUCGUCAAACAGGAGAGCACUCGAAAAAUGGGAUUAACACUGUCACCUGAGGAGGAAAUCAUACGCAGCAAGUUGGAGAACAUGCACGCUUUGGUUUCUACUCCGACACAGUUCAAGGGCAAAUUGAGCGAGUUACUUUCGCAGAUGAGAAUGCAACGCAACCAGUGGGCCCAUGCUGGAGGAGCCAACGAAUACACGUUGGAUAAAGAAUCUUCAGAAGAAAUGAAAAGCUUCCUUACUAUGCAACAGAAAGCGAUGGCAUUUCUGGUGGAGACUGUCAAUAAAGACCUGAAAGACCUCAAGGUGAUUUCGGAUGGAAUGUCUCGACUGAUACAGAGCUAGGCUGGUACGUGAAGGUAGGUCUGUUUGUUUAAAUUAAAAAGCGAGAAAAUUAAGUAAAAUACAUAUGGCUUCGAAGAAGA